GAAAACAUGAAUCAACAGCAAUCGGUACAAAAUCUAGAAUUCAUUUCCCUUUGUGAAAAAAUGAGGCCUGCAUGCUUUCACGAUUAUAUAGGACAAGAAAAAGUUGUUGGAUCUAAUACAAUAUUACAACAAUUAUUAACAAAAGGUCAUAUUCCUAGUAUGAUAUUCUGGGGUCCACCAGGAUGUGGAAAAACAUCUCUAACUAAUAUUAUAUCAAAGCUAAGCAAAGAAAUGCAUGGAGAGAAAGUAAAUAUCAUAAAUCUUUCUGCAACAUCUUCUGGUGUGAGUAACAUCAAAAACAUUAUUAGUACAACAAAAACUGAAUCAAAAUUCAAUCAAAUUAUUGUAAUAAUGGAUAAAAUACAUCGUUUUAAUAAACUCCAACAAGAUAUUUUUUUACCACAUGUUGAAACAGGCUCAUUUAUUUUAAUUGGCACAACUACAGAGAAUCCAUCUUAUAGUUUGAAUUCUGCUUUACUAAGUAGAUGCCGUAUAUUUGCUUUAAAUAAAUUAACAAUGUUAAAUAUUGUAGAAAUUCUUUGUAAAGCAAUUUCAUCAAUUAAUGGAGAAAUAUAUAAUUUUCCUCUCAAAAAUUUAUCAACUAAUUUAGAAAAUAAUUUAAAUUUUAGUUCUAAACCACAUUUUUUUAUUAAUAAAACAGCUAUUGAUUGGUUAGCAGAAGUAUGUGAUGGAGAUGCUCGUGUUGCAUUGAAUGGUUUAGAAUUGGCUAUUAAAAUUAAAAUAUCAAAUAAGCUAAAUUCUAAUUUUGUUUCAAUAACUUUAGAAGAUGUUAAAGAAAGUCUUAAACAAGCACAUAUGUUAUCCGAUAAACAAAGUAACAAUAUACAUCAUUUAUAUUCUGCUUUACAUAAAUCAAUAAAAGCUGGUAAAGAAAAUGCAUCUUUAUAUUGGUUAGCACGAAUUAUGGAAGUUAAAGAAGAUCCUGUAGAUAUUGCAAGAAGAUUAAUAAGAAUAUCAAGUGAAGAUGUUGGUUUAGCAGAUUUAGAUGCUCUAGGCAUAGCUAUUCAUACUUUGCAUGGAUGUGAAAUGAUUGGAAUGCCAGAAUGCGAUGUGAUUUUAACUCAAUGUGUUGUAUAUUUAACUAGAGCACCAAAAUCUCAACUUGUAUAUAAUGCAUUAAAACGUGUUGAAAAUAUUAUUAUAAAUCAUAAAGGUCCACAGCCUGUAGUACCAUUACAUAUUAGAGAUAGAUCAGGACAAGAAAAAAUUCAUACUACUUUUGGAUUUCAUAAAGAAAAUGUGUUAACCAAAGAGGAAAACGUUGAAAAUUACUUACCACUUGGCUUGCUGCAUGCUAAUUUUUUUUCAGAAGACUUCUAAAUUUUUCUUUCUUCUCAAAACAAAUUUGGAGUAUACAAUUUUAUUUUAUACAUUUUAACAAAUAAAAUAAUCAAACACUACACAAA
Messenger RNA from Apis dorsata (giant honeybee), 1427 nucleotides. RefSeq names its product ATPase WRNIP1-like. Gene Ontology annotation, molecular function: ATP hydrolysis activity; ATP binding; DNA binding. NCBI's taxonomy places the organism in Eukaryota, Metazoa, Arthropoda, Insecta, Hymenoptera, Apidae. The record is from RefSeq and is a predicted model, not a curated record. The coding region runs from base 7 to 1341 and encodes 444 amino acids. The transcript has 4 exons. Gene Ontology annotation, cellular component: nucleus. Gene Ontology annotation, biological process: regulation of DNA repair; DNA-templated DNA replication.